Mercurialis annua (annual mercury) is the source of this 1855-nucleotide messenger RNA. RefSeq names its product protein IQ-DOMAIN 17-like. Bases 271 to 1677 code for a protein of 468 amino acids. Gene Ontology annotation, molecular function: protein binding. NCBI's taxonomy places the organism in Eukaryota, Viridiplantae, Streptophyta, Magnoliopsida, Malpighiales, Euphorbiaceae. The transcript has 5 exons. The record is from RefSeq and is a predicted model, not a curated record.
AUUCUUAUACAUGCAUUAAAACCCUCAUUUCCUCUUCUAUCACAUCAUCAACUUCGGGCUCAUUAUUUUCUGUUUUAUAAAAAUCUCAUGCCACUACAAAACACCUACGCAUUUAGCAAAUAUAUUGGAGCUCGUACUCUAUGUCCGAGUCUGCCACAAAUUACAUCACAUUCAGACUCUCUUUUCUUAUCUAAUUAUUCUUUACUGACCAGUUUAUAUAUUUCUACUUUACAUACUCAGUUUUGAUGUAAUGUGAUCAAACUUUUUGCUAUGGGGAAGAAGAGUGGCACCUCAUGGUUGACCAUAGUCAUUAGAGCAUUCAGGUCUCCUGCUAAGCGGAACUAUGAGCCAGAAGAUGAAGAAAAGAAAAGAGAGAAACGAAGAUGGGUCUUUCGGAAAACCAGUAGCAACAAUGAUGUUCAACUUCAACAGUGUCGAGAGAAAUCAACAGCACCUGCACCUGUGGCUCCUGUUUUAGACUCUGCAGUGGCUCAUGCAACAGCCAAAAUCAAAGUCAUCAAACUCACUAGGCCGUCCAGUUUAGCUGGACAACAACGGGCUGCUAUAAUCAUUCAAACAGCUUUUAGAGGCUAUCUUGCAAGAAGAGCUUUACGUGCACUGAAAGGGCUAGUGAAGCUUCAAGCUCUAGUUAGAGGACACAAUGUUAGACGGCAAGCUAAAUUGACACUAAAGUGCAUGCAAGCUUUGGUACGAGUACAGGAUCGAGUUCGAGACCAACGUGCAAGACUUUCGCACGAAGAAAGCAGAAACUACUUGUUUGCUGAAGCAGAUGCGAGGAGAUCUCUAUCCAGGGAUUUAAGCUCUAUUCUGGAUAAUUGGGACGACCGCCCAUAUAGAAUUGAAGACCAAACGAAGAAGGAAGCUGCCCUGAAACGUGAAAAAGCUCUGGCUUAUGCCUUUUCUAACCAGAUAUGGAAGUCUAGAAGGAACCCAUCAGCAGGAGAUGAGAAGGAGAUGGAGGAGAGAGGAAGAUGGCUUGAUCGAUGGAUGGCUACAAAGCAAUGGGAAAGCAGAGGAUCAACUGAUAGAAGAGAAACCAUAAAAACAGUAGAAAUUGACACUUCAAGGCCUCAAGCUUAUUCCACUAGGCCUCUGUCUCAAAGUUACCAACAAAAACAAUCAUUCUCUUAUUUCUAUCACCAUCAAUCACCCAUUACGCCAUCUCCUUGCAAAACCAAACCUCUUCAAGUGCGUUCUGCUAGCCCUCGAUGCCCAAAACAAGAAAAAUGCCAUUCUGCAGCACAUACACCAAGCCUAAGCUCCAGGUACCGGUAUGCAAUGGGUGCAACUGGGGUUCAUAGUGCCACCGUUGCAAUUCCAAAUUAUAUGGCAGCCACCGAGUCUGCAAAGGCAAGGGUCAGGUCUCAGAGUGCACCGAGACAAAGGCCAUCCACUCCAGAAAGAGAACGCGGUGCUGGUGGGGCAUCAUCGGCUAAAAAACGACUGUUGUAUCCAGCUCCCGAGCCACAUUGCAGCAAUGGAAUUGGAUGUGGUAGUAGUAGUAGCUUUAGCCAGAGCCUGAGAAGUCCAAGUUUCAAGAGCGUGCCAUGCGGACCUGUUGGAAUGGAGCACCCAUCAAACUGUUCAUGGUAUUCUGAAAGAUUUGGUGAGCAGAUAUCCCCUUGUUCGACUACUGAUCUAAGGUGGUUAAACUAGACAAAUUGGAUGAGACAUACGAGUGUAUCUGUUUAGAAGUUUAUUUUUCAUCUGAUUUUUUUUAUGUUUUUCCACAUUUCAAAUUCAAAAUAAUUGCCUUCAUAAUUCCUACAAACAAUAUAAGUUCAUGACAUCAUAUAUAAGGAUUGGAGAAACACUACUUGCAUUGCAGUGAUCA